Messenger RNA from Lucilia sericata (common green bottle fly), 3933 nucleotides. Its product is annotated as centrosomal protein of 162 kDa-like. Gene Ontology annotation, cellular component: axonemal microtubule; centrosome; centriole. The record is from RefSeq and is a predicted model, not a curated record. Gene Ontology annotation, biological process: cilium assembly. The coding region runs from base 1 to 2508 and encodes 835 amino acids. NCBI's taxonomy places the organism in Eukaryota, Metazoa, Arthropoda, Insecta, Diptera, Calliphoridae. The transcript has 7 exons.
AUGAGAUCGAACUUCGAUCAAGCAAAUGCGUCACAAUGUACUGUUGCCGAAACAACAAAUGCCAUUCCAGCAGUAUGGUUGAGUUUGAUGACUAUUAUGGUCAGAGAUUACAUGUUGAUUGAAGAGAUUACCGAGGCAAUGGAAACUAUAGAGUUAAUAGUACACGAUAAUGAUGAAGAUGGUGAUGACGAUGUGGUUGAUGGUGUGCAUGAUGAUGAUGCUUAUAAUAAAGUAGCGAGGAAUGAAAUCUUAACAUUGGCAUUAGCUACUAAUGAUUCAAUUAAUAUGUCAAAUUCCACAUACUCUUCGUUGUCAUCAAUAAUCUCAACACGUACGAAUUUGGUGCAACAUCAACAACAUGAUUAUGGACUUGGUAGACGUCCCAGUUGUGAUGUUGCUACGACAAAUAACAGCAAUAAUACCUCAACAUUGAAACAACAACAGCAGUCACAACAAAUCGCACAAAAUCAAACUGUCUCAUCACCCAAUCUUUUGGCAAGUCCACUUUUACGUUUGGCAAACAAUGCACCACCCGAACGCUGUAAUUCCGGUAGUUAUCUUGGGCGCCGAUCAUCGAUGACUACACCCGAUAGUGGUGUUAGCAGCCAAACCUAUAUGAUCACUAAUACCGCCAGCACCAUAACCCCCACUCAUAGCGCUGCAACACCACAACCAACCUCACCUCGUAAAGUUAAAUCAAUUGGCAUUGGUACGACAACACGUACGUACUGUGACAAAUCAGUCAAUUCAUCGCCUAUACAUGUUGUCUCCACACUCACCUCCCCCAUUGAUACACACAAUUCCAUGAUAUCCGUAACACGCGAACAUGCUCUUAAGCAGGAAAUCGAACAAUUGCAAGAGCGUCUCAAAGAUACAGAAGAACGUUUAGAAUCGUUUCGUAUACAACAUGAUACGGUCUCGCAAUUGCAUCGUAAACUAAGAGAGAGUAAUACUCAGCUACAGGAGGAAUCGGAGAUAUUGAAGCUGGAUGUUCAACAUCUCAAUGAGUGUGCAAAUGUUUUGAGAACCGAACUGCAGGCGGCGCGUCAUGAUCGUGAUGAGGCUUUGGAUUUGCAAAAGGUUUUGCAAAAUGAAUUGGAAGAAACAAGAGCUGAAAAGAAACGUGCUCAAGAGCAAAAAGAGCGUGAUGCUAAAACCAUACAAGACUUGCAGAGACAAUGUAGGGAAAUGGAAAGGAUAUUAAUGCGCAAACAUCCAGAUUCGGUGUCAGCUUUAAUAGUGGCUUCUAAAUCCGGUGGUGGUUCUCACAAUGACCAAGAGAAUCAUAGCAGUCGCAAGUUACUAGAGCAGCGCAUUGCCCAAUUAGAAUCAGAUGCCAAAGAACAAGACUUAAAAGCCCAACAAAUACUUGCCAAUGUACAAGCACGUUUUAAUUCGGUACAAGCUAAAUAUGAGACACAUAUAGCCGAUUUGGAAACACAAGUGUUAAGUCUGCAGGAAAUCAACACCAAACUUAAUGAAAAAAUUGAGUCACAAGUACGCACUUUGGACUAUUUCGUUUCCAAGAAAGCUGAACGUUACUACAACAAUUGCACACAAACCGAAGAACCCUUUAUAAUCCCUAUACCAGUUCCUGCUCCCGCCCCCCUAGUUCUACCCGCAGAACCGAAACUUUCACGCACCCACAAUCGUAAAACGAUUAGUACCCAAACUAUAUCGGCAACUCGAGAAAGUGGUACCAAUACUAUUGGAACUUCUAGUCAACAUUCGGCCAGUUCCAGUACUAGUAGUACUGCCAACUCGACACCGAACAAUUCACGACCCAAUUCAAAACAGAGUGGUAUACGUAAACCCAUGGCUACAGCCAGUUCUUUGACCUCUGCUGUAGCUUCUAAAUUGCCAAUUUCACAAUCAGAUUCUACUAUUUCCCUAUCGGCAGCACAGGCUGCUGCCAGCGCUAAAGAGGAUGCUCAUCUUUUGGCUACUAUACGUGGUAUGCGUGUAGAUUUGGCUAUUAAAAAUAAGGCUUUACAGCGUUUGACACGCGAGCUGGAUGAGUGUAAAAAGACAAUAAGAAAGAUACAGAAGGAAAAAGAAGCUUUUAAAUAUGAAAGAAGUCACAGCACUGCCGCUUCUAGCAGCUCUUCUAAAUAUAAUGUAGAACAUAUGCCGGCUAGCACAGAAUCCCAAGCAUUAAAGGAGGCUCAGAAUAAAUACAAACUAUUAGAAGCCGAUUACAAGUCACUGCAUGAGAAACGUUUACAAGAUUUAAAAACCCUACAGACUGCCCAUGAACGUGAACUCGCAACAUGUCACGAAACCGUACGCAUUUUACAACAGCGUCUCAACGAACGUGAUGAACAGUUUGCUUUGCAAAAACGUCGUAAAGUACCCGUUGACUAUUACGCCUUAAAAGCCAAGGUUUCUUCGCUAGAAAGGCGACACACUGAACGUGAAGAACGUUUGCACAUGCUGGUCGAGGCCCUCAGUAAAGGGCGUCUUAAUGGCGCUUUAGAUGAUCUACUGGGCGAUAAUAAUAAUCAAUGAGAUUCAUUGGAAAAUCAACAAUUAACACAGCGUUGAUUAAUAGAAAUAAUUUAAAAUAUUUUUGCAUAUGAUUUAAAACCAAAAUUGUAUUUCUAUGAUUUAUGGGGAUAAAAUAAACAUUAUUAAGCUGGGUUUUUGCUAGCAGUGUUAGAUAAAAGAAUUGGAAAAUGCUGACCAAUUAAAGCUGAAAAAAGAUUAAGUUUUAACCAAAAAUAAAAUAAAAUUGUUACAAACACAAAUAUUUUGUAUUAAAAUAAGUAAAAAUAGAACAUAAAUUAACAAAUAAUAAAAAUUAUGGACUGAAAAUUUAAACAUAAAUUAUACUUUAAACCUUGUUUAAGAAAAAUUUUAACAGUAUUAUUUAAAGAAAAGAGAAAAUUUGGGAAAAAAAAGAAUUUAAAUUUAAAUAAAAGGCUAUUUAAACUAUUGGCUAUAAAUUAAAAGACAAAUUUAAUAAAUGAAAUAUUUAAAAGUAAUAAUAAAAUAGAAACGCAACCGUUCAGUUUCCUUCCAAAGGUUUUAAAACAAAAUUACAGUAAAACUCAAAAAUUUAAAUAAUACAAUAAACAAAUAAGAAUUUUUAAGAAAAACCGAAUUAAAAAAAAAUAUUUACAAAAAUUAGAAUUAUUAUUGAGUUCAGGUUUAAUACAUAAUAAUAAACAGUAGUUUAGCGUUUAGAAAUUAAAAAUAUAUCUCUACUUCAACAAGUGUUUCAGAAAAAAAAACCAAAAUCAAGAUCCCUUUACAAUAUUUAGAAUUCUUUGCUCUAAAAGGAAUUAAUUUUCUUUCCAUUUGGAAACAAAAUUAAUUGAAUAUGGAGUAAAAAGUAAACUUAAUCUCUAGUAAUACUUGUGCUAACAAUAAGUUAAAUAUUUAAAAUUUCAAAAAAAGUUUGUGUUCGUUUUAGAAUUUACUUAAUAAAUAAUAGAAAUAUUUAAAUAUACUAUUAGCUGUUUUCCUAAAUUGGUAUUAAACAAAUCUUACUCAAGUAGUGUUUGAAUAUGUAUUAUCCUUUUUCUAAUAAAUAACAUAUUUCUAUAUAGUGUCAAUUUAAUUAUACAACUAUUACUCAAAAUUUAUUGGAUUAUAGCAAAAAAAUACUUUAAAUUUAAAAUUGUUUAGACAAACCCUUUAAAUACUAAUAUAUAAUUUAAUCUAUUAUUUAAGUUUUAUUAGAAAAGUAAUUAUUUAAGUGUCCCCUCCCAUCUAAACUCUGUUAUUGUAAACCAACUAACUUCUAUUGUAUUUUAACCCUACAAGAGCAAAAGACAUUUUACAGCAAAAGCUCAAAAUAAUUUGCGAUAUAUUUUUUAAAAACUUUUAGUUUUUAUUUUCUAAUUAUUAACAAACAAAAACUCUCGUAUUUAUAGAUACUUUAGCGUUAAGACUUAAUAUGUUUUCUGUAUUAAUUAAACCAAAAACAUA